Pomacea canaliculata is the source of this 1149-nucleotide messenger RNA. Its product is annotated as UDP-N-acetylglucosamine transferase subunit ALG13 homolog. Gene Ontology annotation, molecular function: hexosyltransferase activity. Gene Ontology annotation, biological process: dolichol-linked oligosaccharide biosynthetic process. NCBI's taxonomy places the organism in Eukaryota, Metazoa, Mollusca, Gastropoda, Architaenioglossa, Ampullariidae. The record is from RefSeq and is a predicted model, not a curated record.
AAAAGUCACAUGUUAAAUACCUUUUUGUAUAAUUUUAUAUAUUUAUAUAUUGAUUGAUUUUAUAUUUGUGCAUUUAUUUAGUUCAAACUUUCUUUUCCCUCAGCCCUUUAGAAAAAUUAGCCGAGUGAAAAGAUUAAUGGUCCAAGAGAAGAUAACGCUGCGUUCAAAGCCAAGUUUUGAUGAAACGUUCAUUCUGUCAUCAUCACAAAUGAUGGAGAAAAAUGUGUUUGUGACAGUAGGCACCACUGAGUUUGUCGAACUUAUAAAGACUGCUACAUCCGACGACAUUUUGAAGGUACUGAGAAAUCUUGGAUUCACUAAAGUCCUGCUGCAAAUUGGCCGUGGCAGCUUUGAGCCCGAAUCGCUGUGCGAGUCCCAAAACCCUGCCGUGGAAUACUACAGAUAUAAGGAAGAAAUCAGUGAUGACAUACACUCAGCUGAUCUUGUAAUCAGCCAUGCUGGUGCCGGAAGCGUGCUAGAUGCCUUGGGAGCAGGAAAACCUUUGCUGGUGGUGGUUAACGAUCAGCUGAUGAGCAACCAUCAGGUGGAGUUGGCUCAACGUCUAUACCAGGAUGGUUAUUUACAUUACUGCACUUGCAGCACACUUAAAAAGACUCUAGAAACAGUUGACUUCUCUACCUUACUGCCAUUCCCAUCAGGGGAACCAACCAAGUUUGCACAACAUCUAGACAACAUAAUGGGUUUCGUUUAAUUCCUGUAUAACUACAUUUGUUGCACCUGACAAACUGAAUAGACUGCAUGAAGGUCAUGGUGUUGUCAGGGAAGUUGGUGUUAAGCAGUUGAUACUUCUAACCCAGGCAUCCACCAUAGACAACAUAACCUCACUACAUGUGGCAGUGGUAGCCUUUUGGUGGGGGUAUUGAUGGAAUGCAGUGUUGAUGGAAUGUGACAUGAAAAUUUAGCUCACAGUAGAUAUGCAAUUGGAGUGAGAUUCCACAUCUUUAACAUUUAUGUGCUCCAAAAAAUGGAGAGCAUGUUCUAAUUUUAGCCCUUGAUAUGUCUUAUGGAAGAAUGAAAUCUUGCUCAAAGUUGUCAUGUCAUUUUGGCGGACCAAAGACAUAUAUAUAGGAUGUCAGUAUAGCAUUUCAACAUUAAAUGUGUCCAGAAAUUGUUUUCUCUUAUUUGAAA